Symbiodinium sp. CCMP2456 is the source of this 2520-nucleotide messenger RNA. The record is from the annotation of a GenBank genome assembly. NCBI's taxonomy places the organism in Eukaryota, Dinophyceae, Suessiales, Symbiodiniaceae.
AUGUCGUGCUGGCCUUUAGCAGCAGAGUUUGCAGCUCGAAGACAACGAGAUCUGGCCUUGGGAAACCACGAGGACAAGGACCUCCCCUUUGGUGCCCCCACCCACGUGAAGCACAAACAAUUUGGCCAAGGUGGGCGGUAUGACCUACUGGAACGCUGGUGCGAGGGAGUCUUUGUGGGAUACUCCAAUGAUGUGAAGAAUGGAAGAGUGGUCCGCCACUCGGAUGGAACUUAUACCACCUCAGUUCACAUCAAGCCGUACUUGUUUGACCCGGGUGACCUGGUCGAGUUCGGGCCCUACGAAAUGGAACUACCAGUGCCUGAACGGCGAGUUCGAGGAAAGGCCACCCUAGCACAACUGCUCCAGGAACCCGACAACGAGAUCGACAAGUUCGCCAAGGACCUCCUGGACCACCAGAAGUUCUCUUUGGAUGACGUGGUCGCGUUGUGGAACGUUCUGCGAACGAAGGCAAGACCAACGACAAGGACUACUCAAGGCGAUGGUCUUCAAUGGUUGGUGGGCCAGUACACCCACGGAAGCCUAUGUGGAGUUGUGCGGGACACGGAUCUCUAUCCGGUUGCCACUAUGUAUCUGGUGCAGGCCUUCAAGAAACUGACGGGUCAUGAUGACUUCACCUCACUAUUGAUCACGGAAGAUGUUGGGAUGAGUUGCCACCGUGAUGUGCACAACCAUGGCCAACGCAACAAUGUACUUCUUCCUGUACUACAAUGUGACAGUGGAGGCGGUGUUUGGGUUGAAUCACAGCCUCGGGACUAUGACUACGCCGAUGAAUGGAAGGAACUCCCUAGAGGUGGAUGGCGCCGGGGGCGGAUUCACGAAUUACAGAGAGGUGUUCCCAUUGAGAUCAACCCGAAGAUGUACCACUCUACUGAGCCAUGGACAGGAAGGCGGCUUGUCGUAACAACUUACACCCCGAGGACUACAAAGAUGACCAAACCGACCUACGACAUCCUCUGCAAGUACGGGUUCAAACCUCCUCCACUACCACCGCAGGUUCCCGACGAACUCCAACGAGCCGUCUUGAAGAUGAUGACUAUGGAUAGUCAGAGGGAGCCCGACGCAGUGAUGUUCCUUAUCAAUGAGGUUGAGGAGGAGAACCGCGAAAGGGCAAGAGAUGUGAGUCGGGAACUAUGCCAACUACAAGAUGAUGUUCUUGCCAAGUUGCGGGACAGGCAGGAAUGGUUGAAGGAGUUCCUGGCUGAGGAGGAGAUCCUGGCUGAGGAGCUACAGGCCGUCGGGGAAACGAUCAACGAGGAGAUCGAGGGCAUCAAUGGUGCAGUUCGGGAUCUACUUCGGGAUGUAGAGGAGAAGAUCAAGCUCACCGAAGAGAAGUGCCACUCCCUCUACCUCAAGGUUGCCAAUGUUAUGGACGAGACCAAUAUCGGUGAUAUUGAGGAGCACCUCGCGAAUCUGAAGAAGGAUUUGGACGUGACAUUGGACGUUCCGUUGGACCAAGUGAAGGCCAACAUGGACAAAUGGGUUGAGCCCAUGAGCAAGGAGUUGUCCAACCUCGAGGAGAAAACGAACGCUAUCGAGCGGAAGACGAUCCAGGAGGCUCGCCAGAUGGAGCGCGAGGGCCUUUUGGUCCUCAUACCUGGCAAAGUGGUUUUCACUGUGAAGCCACCACCCCCUCUUUCGGAAGCAGAGCAACGAGGAUCGAAGACACCGCGUUGGAAACGCAAGGCGCGGAUAGUUAUCUGUGGCAACAUGGCCAGCCAGAAGCAUGAUCCCAAUGACCUUUUUGCCGCUGGUGCAAGCGUUGAAGGGCUACGUUUGGGCUUAGCGUUGGCAUCGGCAAGGCUGUGGAUAGCAGCGGCUACGGAUGUGAGCGUGAAGUGUGGCAAUGGUUUCAUGUGGCUGAAGCAGCUGGCCACAGAUGGCGAGCUGUGGAUGGUGCUGUGGACCCCCGACGGUGGCAUCCCACAGCUGGUGGGUCUACUGGUCACCUACGUUGAUGAUCUGUUGUAUUUGGCCAACAAGGAUACAAUUCUUCGACUACACGAGGUAAUCGCUACUACAUGGCCCUGCUCGCCUUUGGAGUUCUCAACGGAGGGCUUGCGCUACCUUGGUAUGGAAUUGUUCCAGGAGGAGGCUGUCAUUACCCUAGGCCAAGAGGCCUAUGUCUCCAACCUGGUCCGGCUGCACAACUUGGACUCUGAGGUGUCAUCUGGUUUGCCAUGCCCCCGUGAGUGGAUCCAAGAUGAUGAUGACAAUGGGGAGAACGUGACCGAGAACUACAGCGAUGAUGAGCUAAGGAAAGCUCAGAAAAUCACAGGUGAAUGCCUGUGGUUGGCCUAUCGAACAAGGCCUGACAUCCUGUACAUCACGAACUACAUGGCAUCAAUGACCUCAAAAAGGCCUGUGAAGGUCCACCAAAUUGGUCUGAGGGUGAUCUCUUACUUGAAUGCCACGAAGGCCUUGAAGCUGAAGGCGGAGGCCGAAGCAGAGACCACACAAGCCGCAACAGAGAUCACACAAGCCACAGCAGAGAUCACACAA